Messenger RNA from Beta vulgaris subsp. vulgaris (sugar beet), 633 nucleotides. RefSeq lists its product as uncharacterized. The transcript has a single exon. The record is from RefSeq and is a predicted model, not a curated record. NCBI's taxonomy places the organism in Eukaryota, Viridiplantae, Streptophyta, Magnoliopsida, Caryophyllales, Amaranthaceae. The coding region runs from base 1 to 633 and encodes 210 amino acids.
AUGCCUCCCACAAUUAGGAAGUAUGAUUGUGACUAUGAAAAACGUAAAAAGAAAAAGAGAAUUGAAGAGCUCACUCAAUCACAAAGAGGAGCUCUUGAUAAGUUUGUUGUGAAAGAAUCACAUGUAGGUACUCAAAGUAUUAAUAAUGUGGUUGUGAAUGAUGAAGUAGCCUUGGAUGAUAAUAGUGUUAUUCCUAAUGAUAAUGUGCCUCUAAAUAGAGAUAAUGUAUCUUUUGAUGCUAAUGUGCCGAGUGAGAAUGAUAUUGGUGGUAAUGAAAAUGAUGUUCAUGCUAAAAAUGAUAAUGGUGUGAAUGAAGAUAAUACUCCCAUUGAAAAUGAUAAUGUUGCGAAUGAAAAUAAUCAUGGCUUGGAUGAAAGUAAUGACAAUCAAUUUGGCCUUGAUGUAUUUGAUCCACGAAAUUGGGAUGCUCUUAAUUCUAAAAUGAUUGAAGUGUUAGUAGAAAAAGGACCCCAAAGAGACUUGUCUAAGCGAUUUUCUACGACUUUAUAUAUAGAAUCUUGUCAAAUGGAAAAAGAUGUGAUAGAGAAUGGCUUGUUUAUUCAAAAGAGCUUGACAAAAUUUUUUGUUUUUGUUGUAAAAUAUUUAAAAAAGUCCAUGGAAGAGGUCAGUUAA